AACUGCAGCGGCGAAGAAGAUGCAAGAUGGCGGUUCAGGUGGAGUUGAGUAGUUCGGACAGUUUUCCUUCACACCUGAGUCCUCUGGAUGUUUUGGUACCAAGAUCUUACUGGGAUUCCCUUUUCCAGAAUGACUCGGACCCGCCGACCGUCCUCUUCACCCCACAGCGGCUUCAGGGCUCCGGGCGGACGGACAUUUUACUGCUCGUUCACCCGGCCACCGAGGAGGAUUCAGCGGACUGCGGAGGAGGAAGCAGCCUCAGAGCCGACACCGUGUCCGGACAGCGGCUCCGACUGUUCACUAGCCGCUUCUUCCAUCGGCACUAUGGUCUCCAGCGGCUGGGCAGCACCGGUACCGUCCGGGUUUUGGUGCCGGUAAGCCUAAACAGAGUAGUACUGGGAGCCCGCAGCAGGCAAAGCCUCCGCUGGGCCGGAGCGGAGCAGUUCACCGGCGGGCUGCUGGAGCUCUGCCGCCCGGGACAGUGGCUGCUGGCCCGGCAAGGAGACCCGCUGCUGCUGCCCCGACACCCGCUGCUGGGAGAGGACCCGGGACAGGUGCAGCUUCAGCUGUCGGAGCUGCUGGUUUUGGAGUGUAGUCCCGUCACACAGGGAAGAAUCACGGCCGACACCUCUUUGGUUCUGACAGACUUCUCGGAUUCGCUGGACCCUCCAGGUGCCCCUUCGUCCUGCAGACCGCUCCCACUGUGCGUGUCGGACUUCGCUCACUACGCUGAAAGCCUUUGCAGUGGACGAUCUCUUCUUGACAACAGAAGGCUGCUGGGCUCAGGGUUGUCAGGUGUCCUGCAGGCACUGGAGUGCAGGCUGGACAUCAGAAUUGUUGACACUCGACGAUGGCUUGGGAUCAGAGGUGAACAGGGAACAGCAGUGGACCUAGACAACUGUGUGUUUGUGAGCAAGCUGCUGCUUCUCAGACUGGGGCUGUUCAACCAGGAGUGGGUGAGGCUGUCGAGGCCUGCAGGGUCAUUCAGACCACCCACAGGAGAGUCUGAUUACAGGGGAGGCUUCUGCAGAGAGCGGCUGGUCUCUGUGGUGGUGGUGGAUCUGACUCAGAGUCCAGACCUACUGAUUCACCAUGAUGUGGGUUUUAUAUCAGCGACUCUGUGGUUUAACAUGACCGAGGGAGAAGUGAUCCCUGCAAACAGCUGCACGCUAAGGAUAAAGAGGUGGAAACCGUCUCCUCCAGAACCCAGUGAUUGUCGCUCUGACAGUCGCUUAGCUUCUCCAUCGUUUGCCAGCGAGCUUCACAUCCAACUGGUUGUUUCUCCACUAUACAGCAACCUCAGCUUCUACGACAACCUGUUGGCUGAACACUUCAGCACACCCAGACUGGUUUCACAGGGAGAUGUCCUGACAGUUCCGGCUGAAAACCAUCCAGACCUGCUUGAAAACAACUCUGAGGGAAUCCACAGGUGUCCAGUGCUUUUCUUCAAAGUGCAGAAGGUGAGCCAUUCUUCAAAGAGAGAAGAAGAAGGAGGAGGAGGAAGAGGGGGAGGAGCUGUUUUGGCUGACAGACUGCACACCUCACUCUACAUGGGAGGGCCAGUAAACAGCUCCGUCCCCUGCUGCCCUGUGGAGGGAGCAUCGCUGUGGAACAGUCUGUCUCCUCCGGGCCUCAAGAAAACAGGCAACUUCAUCAGCAGCAUCAUCCAGCCUCACCUGCAGCACAGCAGCUCUUUGUCUGGUUGCACCAUCCUCCUCCAUGGUCAUGCAGGAAGUGGAAAAAUGACGGUGGUCAGAGCAGUGAGUCGCAGACUGAACCUUCACCUGCUGAAGGUGGACUGUGUGAGCGUGUGCGCCGACACGCCUGCAGCCGCUGAGGUGAAGCUGACGUCAGUGUUUCAGCGGGCCGACUCCCUGCAGCCCUGCAUCCUGCUGCUCAGGAACCUGCAGCUCCUGAUCCGACCUCGAGGUGCAGCUGAGGAUGACGGCAGGAUCCAGGUGGCACUUUGCCAGCUGCUCAGAAGUGUCCCCACCAGCGUAGUGGUGGUUGCAACAGUCUGCAGACCUCGGGAUCUGUCUGCAGGUGUAGUGGCAGCAUUUGUCCACCAGGUGGCCUUAGAGAGCCCCACUGAAGAGCAGCGGCGCUCCAUGCUGGCCAGCCUGAGCCGAGACCUUCACCUGGGGAGAGAUGUCAGCCUGGAGAGAUUGGCCAAACUUACCGCAGGUUUUGUGUUGGGGGAUCUGAGUGCUCUGCUGGUCGAGGCUGGUAGAGCUGCAUGCAGGAGGCUGAUCCACACCUGUGGGGGUCGGCAGCAGGAGGACCUGUGCUCCAGCGGUGUGACCAUCCUGAACCAGGACUUCAUGUCUGCCUUGGAGACCCUGCAGGAUGCUCAGUCCAAGGCCAUCGGAGCCCCAAAGAUCCCUAAUGUGCGCUGGGAAGAUGUUGGAGGCCUGCAGCACGUGAAGAAAGAUAUUCUGGACACAGUUCAGCUUCCUCUGCAACGCCCUGAGCUGCUGUCUCUGGGUCUGAACCGGACCGGAGUCCUGCUGUACGGACCCCCAGGAACAGGAAAGACUCUGCUGGCCAAAGCUGUGGCCACUGAGUGCUCCAUGACCUUCCUCAGUGUUAAAGGCCCAGAGCUCAUCAACAUGUAUGUCGGUCAGAGUGAAGAGAACAUCAGAGAAGUAUUCUGCAGAGCACGUUCAGCAGCUCCCUGUGUCGUCUUCUUUGAUGAGCUGGACUCUCUGGCUCCCAGCAGGGGGCGCAGCGGAGACUCAGGAGGAGUGAUGGAUAGAGUAGUGUCUCAGCUGCUGGCCGAGCUCGAUGCUCUGCACUCGUCUGUUGGAGUUUUUGUGAUCGGAGCCACAAACCGCCCAGACCUGCUGGACCAAUCUCUGCUGAGGCCUGGCAGGUUUGACAAGCUGGUUUACGUUGGAAUCAAUGAGGAUCGAGUCUCCCAGCUGCAGGUUCUCCAGGCCAUUCUCAGAAAGUUCAGGUUGGACCCUGCUGUGAACCUGCAGGAGGUGGUGGAUCGCUGCCCUGCCAACAUGACUGGUGCUGAUCUGUACGCUCUGUGUUCAGACGCCAUGACAGCUGCCAUCAAGAGGAAGAUCUCUCACAUCAACAGCGGUCUGGAUUCAGAGGACUCUCCUGUCCUCCUCACUGUCGACGAUUUCUGUUCCGCGUUGGACAACUUCCAUCCGUCUGUGUCUGACCAGGAACUCCAGCGAUACAGAAACAUUCAACAGGCGCUCACUGCAAAGUAGUAACACAGAAUCAGCUGUUCGUCACCAGGAAGUAGCAUCUGUUCACCCCCCAACAACUAACCAGAUGUUUUAAGAGGCCUCCCUUGAACAUCUAUGGAGUUUAAAAAUAAUUCAGUUCUAACCAUCUACACAAAAUAUCUGCUGUAAUCUACCACAAAGCAAUAAAAUGUAAAUGAUGUAAAGAUGUUAAUUUAUAAAAUUGUAAAUGUAAUUAAUAAAAACAAAAAUGAGUAGAAUAAUGAAAGUCAA
This is a messenger RNA of Amphiprion ocellaris (clown anemonefish), 3476 nucleotides long. It is a transcript of the gene pex6, whose product is annotated as peroxisomal biogenesis factor 6. The record is from RefSeq and is a predicted model, not a curated record. Gene Ontology annotation, molecular function: ATP hydrolysis activity; ATP binding. Gene Ontology annotation, biological process: protein import into peroxisome matrix. Gene Ontology annotation, cellular component: peroxisomal membrane; cytosol. NCBI's taxonomy places the organism in Eukaryota, Metazoa, Chordata, Actinopteri, Pomacentridae. The transcript has 18 exons. The coding region runs from base 27 to 3227 and encodes 1066 amino acids.